AAAAUACAUCAAGCUUCUGAACUGUUUCUACAUAUGGGUCUAACGCUGCUAAAGUAUCGUUAUAAACGUGGAAAUGGCGUUGAAUAUAGCUGCGGUUUUCGUCGAGGUUCGAUAAGCUGCCUGGACUCAGGAUGUGGUUAGAAACAUCUACAAAAAAAAAAACUUUCUUCUGAAGCGUCUGAAUAGGAGUUGUUCUCUUCUUCGUUUCUGAUCGAGUUGACCUUUUCGUGUUAAUUCUGUUCACCAAAUUUAUGUAGCCUACGUCGAAGUGGCACGGCCCCAUUGCUUUAAUACGCCCAAUGCUAAAACAAUACUAGAAAAACGCUGUAGUAUUUCUGACUAAUACCGUGUGUGUAUGUUGAGGAUCUUUUAUCGUUCUUUAUAUGUCAGUUCUGCUAGUAAUUAUAUAGGUUCACCAACAGGAAUAUUACAAAUGCUGCAUGCCAGAAAAAUCUGUGAACGAAUGUGACUACAACGUUGAUAUAGGUUGUCUAGUUUUUAGCGAACACUUGCAUUGCCGUACAAAACACUGCACGCUGGUUACACAAGACUGGGUGGACUUAAAAAAUAAGAACCUCUAGAGAGCGAGAAAGAGCUAAGUUGCUUAAAUGCGGAAUGCGAGUAAAUGGUAUGUUACUACUCCGGACUCUCUCGUGGAUACUCCGCACCUGCAUGAUAAAACAGCUAAUUGGUCAGACGUCUCCUGUAAUGAAACGCCCCGAAGGCGAGACGCUGCCUUUGGGGAGGUGCGGGUCCCGGGUGGCUUAUCAGAUCUUGCUCUCUCUCCUGUCGCUUUCUGAUCUCUCUGUGAUCGUUCCUCCACACCAUGAGCGCAGUUUACUGGCUCCUGUUGCUCAGCGCGCUGGCCGGAUCCUCAGCCCAGGAAACCCUCCCUCUCGCUGGGCAUAAACACAGACCUGUUCCUGGCUCGAGCCACAACAUCAGCAAAAAUGACCCAGGGGUUCAAAAUGCCGUGCUGGUGUCAACGUACACAUUCAACAAUGAGUCCAAUGACAUAUUCUUCUUCAGGGUGUAUGCCAUCAAAGUUGCUCAGAUACAGAUUGUGAAGGGUAUCAAGUACGUUCUGGAGGUGACCAUCUCACGCACCAUCUGCAGGAAGAGCAUGUCUCCACCCAGCCUUGACAAAUGUCCCUUCCAGCCUGAGGGAGCACUCCAGCAGAUGUUCAACUGUCAUUUUGAAGUGUGGGCCAUUCCAUGGAAGCACUGGAGCAAAGUGACUUCCUUUGUGUGCCACCCGCCCAGCCGCUUGCUGCCUACAGGAAGUGAGGUGGCUCGACGCUGAGUAGCCGGGCCCCCACCCAGAUGCACUCGCCAUGUGCUGAAACUGAUGCAGUGACUAAUACUCUAAGUCCACUUUUUCCACAGUUGAGGUGACUCGUCCCUUACACCCCCCAAAUUAAAUCGUUAAAUUCCUCACCGCUUCUUAAUUUUAUCCUGACCUGACUGCCAGACAUAUUUGUUUCAUAACUUGAUGUACUUUCUGGAAGCGCUUACAUAAUGGAAUUGGUGUAUGGAUGACUGAUAAUUGUGUGCUGCAGGAAAUGCAGCAAGAAGCCUUUUCACACCCCCUGACUGAGCAGGCAGCUCAAACCACAGGCACUAGCACCGUCUGCAAGCAGCACUAACUAGCUGUCAUGCCGCUAGCCUCAAGCUGUGAAUUCAAGAGCACCGGCUUAACUCAGAAACAUUCUCCUGACUUGUUCACUGCACCAUGCUGUAAGCAAGCACUUCUACUACAGAUCAACUUAAGAGCUUGAGUGUGAAAAUUUACCUUUACAGCUCCCCAUUUCAGCUUCUUAACCGCAAUGUUAUGGUUCAACCGGUUGAUUUUUAGAUUUUCCUUCUUUAAUGGUUAAAAAGCUGCAUUUAGCUGCCUGUGGAAUAGAAACCAAAUCUGCCCCCACCACCCCAGCCACACACUUUUCAAACUGAGUGCUGCUUCCGCAUACUUAUUUCCCCAUUUUCUGAUAAAAUGAAGCAGAACUAAUUUUUUCCAUAAGCAAACAAAAACUGCUGAAAUAAAUGCACACUUAACCCGA
Messenger RNA from Paramormyrops kingsleyae, 2060 nucleotides. It is a transcript of the gene cst7, whose product is annotated as cystatin f. Gene Ontology annotation, cellular component: lysosome; late endosome; endoplasmic reticulum. The record is from RefSeq and is a predicted model, not a curated record. Gene Ontology annotation, biological process: immune response; negative regulation of microglial cell activation; positive regulation of myelination. Gene Ontology annotation, molecular function: cysteine-type endopeptidase inhibitor activity. NCBI's taxonomy places the organism in Eukaryota, Metazoa, Chordata, Actinopteri, Osteoglossiformes, Mormyridae.